GGGGAAAACGGUCUCGCGAGUCUUAGAAAGGGAGUAAUUUUAAAAGAGUAAAUCCAACGAGGCGAUAUUUUCGAUCUCCUCGCGUUUCUUGUGGGGAAUGAGGAAUUAUUUUUGUAACUGGAAGCCGCAGUGAGGCGGCGGUUAUGUUCACGCUGGUGAGGCGGGGGUCACGUGACCACGCUGGGAAGAUGGCGUCGCCGAGUGCGGGUGCAGACUUGGAAGAGUCGUUGCUGAGUUUCGAGAAACUAGACCGAGCUUCACCAGAUUUAUGGCCAGAACAAAUGCCCGGAGUAGCUGAAUUUGCAGCAUCUUUCAAAAGUCCCAUUACCAGCUCUCCACCCAAAUGGAUGGCUAAACUUGAAAUAGAUGACAUUGAUAUGCUGAAAGAGUUGGGAAGUCUCACAACCGCUAACUUAAUGGAGAAAGUACGGGGGCUUCAGAAUCUUGCGUAUCAGCUGGGGCUCGAUGAAUCACGAGAAAUGACCAGAGGAAAGUUCUUAAACAUUUUGGAACGGCCCAAGAAGUAGCUGCAUCGUUGCAACCACUGGCUUUUGCAAGAAGACUCAGCACUUAUUCAGAGACGAUCACCGUCUGCUGGAGAUCUGUGGAUGCCUUCAAGUGGCAUCCAUUCACGCUGCCUAUAUAAUAGCGCAACAGAAGAUCGUAUUUUUGUGAAGAACACAUCUUUUAGCCUAUAAGGCAAAUUGUUUUUAAUUGCAAACAGAGAUCGCAAUUGUUGUAGAAGGGACAGAAUUUGGUUUAUCACGUGCAUGUCCAAUAGCGAUGUUAUUAUAUUGUGUCGUAACUAAUCUAGAUAUAUUUUCCGUGUACGGUCUGCUGUUCCCCUGUAGCAGCAGUGAAAUGAAUCCUGGUGUUGCAGUUGAGAUAACGCAGAAUGAUAGCACUUUAGUUAAAGACAUGUGGUUCUUAAUAGCACAUACCCAUCUUUACAAAAUAAAUAGCAUUAUUUCCGGUGGGGGAAACACUUACAAAGAAAAAAAAACGUGCCUAGUUAUGCAAUUAAACGCCUAUCCACAAUUCUCACCUCUGAACAUCAUGCAGAUUAAUGAGAGUGGAGCAUGUUUCAAAAGAUGUAACAGUCUUGAGGUGACUUCAGUCAAGCAUUAUACAUUUAUUUUGUGUUUUGAGAAAUGAUCUCAAGUUUUACUGUUUUACUGCCUGGCAGUAGGUUUUGUCCAUAUGUUGUGAGAGGGUGUACAAAUGCUUAGUUGGGAUGACUCAAUACUGAAACUCAUACUCUUAAGGGUAUAAAAACAGGAAGGUUUAGCAUGAAGCGCCCAAAAAGUCACCAUGUUUACAUUAAGCUACGUUUCCCAACGCAACGUUAUAAAAGAUUGGGCUGUCACACAAAGAAAAACUUUGCAAAAGAGGAUAAAACUCCUUUGACAUUUUGUCCUAUGUCAAAUAACACGCACAGUUACAUAAAGCAAUGGAAAUUGUCUCUGGUCCUUAUUAAUCCAGAGGAAGAUAAUAUGAAAAGGUUUGGAAGAGUGCAGCAGUAGCGGCAAGCUAGGAAAGUCUGAUUAAAUAAUUGAUUUUUAUUGGGGUAUAACUUUCACCUUUUCACUGGAUUUUAUUCUUCAAGUAAACAUAGUCACACUCAAUUAUUAUCUGGGUAACUUUAGGACGAAAAACAUCUAUUUAAUUUACUGUCCCUUCUUCCAGGAGGGUCUCUCAGUCUAAUGAUCAGUGAUUGAGCUACAGAUAAAAAAUUCAAGUGGUUAUAGGUAUCUGUUGAAUUUUAGGGGCAGGUUUGUAUUAAGAAAAUAAAUAUUUUAAACUGAACUUUGAUCCAAACUUUUAUAUUUGAGGAAGAUAAACAAUAGUUAUACUUUAUGACAACUUUACACAUCUAGGAAAGGUGACAUCUGAAAUGGAUGUCCAAUAGGGGGAGAGCAGGAAUCCUUAAUGUUCUCAUCCAAAUGAGUAAUAUUGUUCCACAUGAUUUUGUUCAGCCCAGACAGAUUAACUCUUACCAAUUGCGGGUUUCUGAUAACGUGAAUAUGAUCCUUUAAGAAUUUAAUUGUAGUCUUACUGAGUCUAAUGUUUAGGAAUGAAGGUUGGGAUGACAUCUUAGGACCAGACUGGAGUACAUAACUUAACCUCUGACUUUGUGUGGAAACAUCCCAAACAAAUUCUGUCUUUCUUGUUUACUUAAAAAAAGGAUUAGAUCCUUUGUUUUGAUCAUAUGAACCUAUGAGUCCUCCCUUCACCGCUUUGAUUGAAGGGUCUUUACCUGUCUACAUGUAGCUGGACCCUGGAUGUUCUAUGCUUUAGACUUGGAUUACUUUUUUGUUAGAAGUGUGAAACAGGGCUUAUUUCCUUGAGCAGCGUUGUGCACAAAUUAGUCUACUACCUAUACGCCACAUUAUAUUUUUGAAUUAAUAAAUGUGAAUUACUUUUUAAAUAAAUCAUCGCUUGAUCAUUUGAUUGCAGCCCUUAGAAAUAAACUCUCAAUUGAAAGUCUA
Molecule: messenger RNA, 2489 nt
Organism: Leucoraja erinaceus (little skate)
Lineage: Eukaryota; Metazoa; Chordata; Chondrichthyes; Rajiformes; Rajidae
Gene: lin52
Product: lin-52 DREAM MuvB core complex component
Exons: 6
Coding region: 144-527 (127 amino acids)
Biological process (GO): regulation of DNA-templated transcription
Cellular component (GO): DRM complex
Source: RefSeq, a predicted model, not a curated record